Enterospora canceri is the source of this 960-nucleotide messenger RNA. The record is from the annotation of a GenBank genome assembly. NCBI's taxonomy places the organism in Eukaryota, Fungi, Microsporidia, Enterocytozoonidae.
AUGUUUAUCAGAAUUAUUCUUGCAUCACCAUUUGUUGAAGAGAGUACCCGGCUAAGUCAAUCACAAAUGAACCUGAUGAAUCGUUCGAAUCUCAGAGUUUAUACUGCAAAGGCAAUUCAAUAUGUGAUGAGGGAGACUGAUAUAAGUAAGAUGGCAGUAUUAGCAGACAAUUACAACCUAAGUUCAAUGGAUUGGGAACACAAAGGAAAUGCAAGAAUCCUAGUUCGAAAUGAUGGUAUUAAACGUUAUCUGGUGAAGAUGAAAUUUGAAAUUGCCAUGGGAAUACAGUGUGAAUCAGUGAAUGAAAUAGAGAAGUUUAAGCAGCUAAAACACGAGAACAUUGCCAAAGUUUACACAUCAGUUACAGCAAGAAAUAAGAUACGUCUGUUUGGAACACAACGACCUGUUGAUGUGGUUAACUGCGUGAUGGUAAUGGAAUAUUUGGAUGUAGACACUGAAGAAAUACAAGGAAAUGUCAAAAUGAUCAGAAAAAUGCUAAAAGAUGUUUUAUGUGCAUUGGAGUAUAUGCACAGGUUUAAGACAGCAAACUUAGACAUCAGACCGAUGAACAUUAAAGGAAUCAGAAAAGGCAAUGAAAUAACCUGGAAAUUGUUUGAUAUGGAAUCAGCAGUGUAUUUGUACCGAGAUGGAUUGAUGAAGUCAAUGUAUGUUUAUGCACCAAUGUAUACUGAUGUACUAAACAAAUAUGACGUAUCAUUUGCAGCUGACAUAUUUCAGGUUGGAAUGACUGCUUGGUCAUUAAUGAUGACAGAUAAUGAGAGACAAGCAAGACUAGCUGAAAGUAUUCAGGAAAAAUUUACAGGAUUUGAAAUGGACUUCAAUGCGUCAAUUCCUGAGAAAAUGAGAUCUUUCAUAAAGGAAGCUACAAACAAAGAUCCGAAAAAGAGACCAACAGCAGAAGAAUUACUAUCACACCCAUUCCUUACAGAAGAUGAUUAA